Molecule: messenger RNA, 2409 nt
Organism: Closterium sp. Naga37s-1
Lineage: Eukaryota; Viridiplantae; Streptophyta; Zygnematophyceae; Desmidiales; Closteriaceae
Source: the annotation of a GenBank genome assembly
AUGAUCUCGUCGCGCAAUAGAAUCCAGUGUUCGCUGCGGAUGUCACCCAAUAUCAAAUUAAUGGCGGCGAUGAGAUUCACGAGGUCCAACCCCCGGAAACCCGUCACGGCUCUAUCUGAGCGUCCUGAGAAGAUCCAGCAGAAUGAGCGAGCCACGCAGCGGAGCCGUGACCUAUCCGCCGUUGAUUAUUCAGCACAUCAGCAUGAAGAGAACGAUCGGACGGUUCUAGAUGAGCCGCGGGAAUGGGUGGGUCUGGCAGCAUGGAGAACCGCAGCGAUCCGCACAGACACCUUCUGGGGACCCAAGGGCUCGUGCGAUCCCCCAACCGCCUCUGACAGCUCCUGUGUUUCCCCGCGCGGCGCGGAAAACUCCGGGGACAGUGAGGCGUUUCAAGCCCGCGGCGGCGGCGUCGGCGCGGUGGCGUGGGAUCAGAUCGCGCUACCUGCCACGCUGGCGGAGUGCGGGCGAAUGGUGCUCGAGUCGCCCGACCCGCGCGUCAAGAUCGCCGUCACGCACGCCGCGCACCGCUUGCUCGCCGGCGGCGCGGCGACCACAAACGAGGCGGCUGCGGCCGGCAGCGCGGCGACAGCGGCGGCGGCGGUUGGCGUGGCGACUGCCCCUCCGCAACCCGCGCGGCCGGCGCGACCAGAGCUGGUUCACCUGCGAGCAAUGCCCUGCUCCUCCUCCCCUGCACCCUGGCUGGCACACAUGCUUCACAAUCUAGCCCACGUGGAAUCGAACGCCUUGACCUGGCCCAACUUCCCCACCCCUUUUUCACCCCUCUUACCCCUUCCCACCGUUCCCCACCCCUCUCCAGGUUCACUCGCGUGCAAUCCCCAAGCCCGGCCCCGCCUGCCCCUUACCCCGGCCUGCGCACAUGCUGCACAAUCUAGCCCACGUGGAUCUAUCUCCUUCCACACCCUUCCUCAACCCCUUCCACCCCACCCCACCGCUCCCCACCGCUCCCCACCACUCAACACGCUCCCUAAUGAUCCCCCCCAGGUGCACCCGCGGGCAAUCCCCAAGCCCGGCCCCUCCUCCCCGCUACCCUGGCCUGCGCACAUGCUGCACAAUCUAGCCCACGUGGAACUGAACGCCAUUGACCUGGCAUGGGACACCGUUGUCAGAUUCUCCGCUCUAGGGGCGGAGGGGGAGUGGGGGGUGGAAGUGGGGCGAGGGGAGUUGGAGCAGUGGGAGAGGGGGGACGAAGAGGGGGGACGAGCAGAGGGAGGAGGGGAGGAGGAGGGGAGAAAGGAGAGCUCGGAGCAAUCGUGGAAGCUUCCACGUCAGUUCUUUUUGGACUUUGUACACGUGGCAGAUGACGAGAGCAGACACCUGGCGUGGUGCUUGCAGCGACUGGAAGAGAUGGGGUACAGGUGGGAUGCGGUGCAUGCAGCUAUGGUGACAUGCCAGCUCACAACCUUCUCUGGAGGGACUGUGAGAAGUCGGCCAAUCACGUGCAAGACAGGCUGGCAGUCAUUCCCAUGGUGCAGGUACCGCCGGCCAAUCACGAUGCACCUGGGGAUUGUCAGGCAGCAGUCAUUGGCUGGUAGAUGGGCCACGUGGGAUGGCUACGGCAGGGAUGGGGAGAGGAGAGGGGAAAAUGGAGGAGAGUGGGAGAGUUGGAAAGUAGGAGACGAGGAGAGGAAGUCGGAAGAGGAGGAGGCGAGGGGGUUGGACGCGGGGCCGCGGCUGGUGGAGAGGCUGGUGGGGCUGGGAGAUACGAGGAGUGCAGCGGUGGUGGCCAAGAUAGCACAGGAAGAGGAAGCGAGGGGGUUGGACGCGGGGCCACGGCUGGUGGAGAGGCUGGUGGGGUUGGGAGAUAACAGGAGUGCAGCGGUGGUGGACAAGAUAGCCCAGGAGGAGGUGGCACACGUUGCUGUUGGGGUGGCGUGGUUUGUCUGGGUGUGCGAGCGCAUGGGCGUUGACCCACAGAUGUCGUUUACUAGUGAGUUGGUGGGGGUGGUGGGUGGGAUUUACACCUUGAAAGCGCAGGGUGGGCCGUUCAACCAUGCAGCUCGUGCCACUGCUGGCCUGCCACGCCCUUGGUACGACCCCCAACCACCCGCCACUGCUGCCCCUCUCGAUACAGUCACAUCAAGCACUGCCACUGACACAACUGCUCAAGUCACACCUGCUUCAGUCACACCUGCUGCAGUCACACCUGCUGCAGUCACACCUGCUGCAGUUACAUCAGCUCAUGACUCCUCAUUGGAUUCGUCUGGAGGAGAAGGGGCAAAGGAGGGAACUGAAAUGAUGGUGGAAAAAACGGCGCUCGGGGCAGGAAGAAGUGGGCAAGAAAUGGAGAAAGAUGAUGAGCGGGCAGGUGAACCGGGCAGCCCGGGAAAAAAUGCGGGAUCAGCUGCAGAGGAAGGCAGCUCGCAUCGAAGCCCACAUCCAACGGUGUGA